AUGGUAUCUAUAGAAGUUUAUAGAGAGGCAAUAAGGACUGUGAUAGAGUAUGUUUCAACAAAGUAUGGUCCGGAAGAAGAAACUGUAAUUAAUAUGAUAUUGGAGGCAAAAGGGAUACCAGGUAUUUUUAGAGGUCAUGGUGUUGUGUUAGAAAAACCUAUGGAUUAUGAUUCGGGAAUAUCACAAGUUGAUUCAAAUAAUAACUGUAAUGUUGGGUUAAAUGUUUCGAAUAUGAUUCAACAAAUGCAACAAAUACAGUCAAUGCCACAGAUCCAACCUUUAAUUCAACAUCCAAUAAUACAACCUCCAAUUCCACCAGAAAUCCAGUCCUUAAUACAACCAGGUAUUCAAAAGUCAACAAUUCAGUCUCCAAUUAUGGCCCAACCAUUUAUUCAGCAGUCAAUUAUUCAACAACCAAUGCAUUCUUUAACAAAUGGAAUUGUUGCAUCAUCUUCCACCACUAUCAAUACUAAUACUACAUCUGCUCCAAUUUCUUCUCAAAACCAUCAUCUAGAGCAGCCAACUUCAACAUUAUUAACAAACUCAAUGACUCCAUUAACAUUGAAUAUUCAGGUUGAAAAUUCCAGAGAUGAAGCAACUGUUGCCACUAUUUCUUCAUCUGCUAUAUGUGACUCACCUUCAUUUUCCCCAUCCUCUUAUUCUGCUUAUCCAAUAGAAGCAUCUGUAUCUACUGGUAAUCCAACAACAGCUACAAUAACAACUACUACAACUACUACAACUACUACUACCACUACUAAUACUAAUACUAAUAUUGAUACUAAUAUUGAUACUACAAUCAAUACUAAUUUAGAUACUACUAAUAAAAUUAAUGGAGAGAUCUCAAUUACCAGUGAAAAUGAAAAAGAUAAUAGCAGAACUAAUAUGACGAAUGUUCAACAUGAUACAACAACAUCUACGAACAAUUUAGGAUAUUUAGGACAAUUAAAGGAGAAUUCAAGUAAUAAUAUAAAAUAUCAAGUAAAUACUGAAAAAAAUACCGAAGAGAUGAAUGUUUUAGAAGAAUGCAAGAAUCAAAGUGAAAAAGAGGAUGAUAUCGAAGAUAUAGGUGAAAAGAUAAGAACUCUACUUAGAAUGGCAACUAAUGCAAAUGAAUUAAAUCAAGCAAUUAAAAUGGCAUACUCUGCUGGUCUUACAUAUGAAGCAGGUCUUGGAGAGAGAAAGUUAAAAAAGUUACUUUGUUAA
Molecule: messenger RNA, 1203 nt
Organism: Cryptosporidium ubiquitum
Lineage: Eukaryota; Apicomplexa; Conoidasida; Eucoccidiorida; Cryptosporidiidae
Exons: 1
Coding region: 1-1203 (400 amino acids)
Source: RefSeq, a predicted model, not a curated record